ACGACGUCCAUGGCAAAAGCUCGCCGCCGUUCGACUCGCUCUGCAGCUCAGCCUUCUCCUGACCCCCAACCAGCAAACAGCGCCGAGCCAGCAGAGCAGGCAUCUCCUGCUCCUCAAGACUCCCAGCCCACGACGGCUGUGGCCGAGGAAAGCUGCCCUGCGUGUAAACCAAAUGAUGAGAACAGACCUCUUGACUCCGACAAGGAGAGCUGGGUGCGCUGUGAUGCCUGCAAAGAUUGGUUCCACUGGAGGUGUGUGGGCGCCGACGACGACCUCUCUGUCAUAGACAAAUGGUUCUGCAACCCCUGUCGCGAGAAGGACCCUUCCCGUACCAUCACACACAAACCCCCCGCCCGAAAGUCCUCCCGCAAGAAAUCCGUCCGCGACUACGCCAACAUGCACUCCGGAGUCGACUCGUCCGACCCUCAGAAAUGGCUCGCGAUGAUGCAGGGUAAAAGCAUCUCCAAAGAGUCCUUCAAACGUAUGAAGGGCUCUGAAGUCUCCACUGAGUGGCUCAACUCUGAUCACACCGCCAUGACUGAGCCUAUCAUUAUCGAAGAACCGGACGGGCUCGGGAUGGAGAUGCCAGACUCAGAGCUGACCGUGAGCGAGAUUGCCGAUACGCUGGGAAAGGACACGCCUGUCGAGGUCAUCGAUGUGGCAUCCCAGUCGAAUACUCCAGGGUGGACGCUAGGCAAAUGGGCCGCCUAUUAUGAGCAAGAGCCAUCUGCUCGCGACAAAAUCCGCAAUGUCAUCUCCCUCGAGGUCUCGGGAACAAAACUCGCAGAUAAAAUAUUGCCACCAAAACUUGUACGCGAGAUGGAUUGGGUGGAAAAGUUUUGGCCGAGCACGAAAAAGGGAAAGGGGCACCUAUAUCCGAAGGUCCAGCUCUACUGCUUGAUGGGUGUUGCAGGCGCUUGGACGGAUUGGCAUGUCGACUUUGCUGGGUCAUCGGUCUACUAUCACAUAUUGCGAGGUCAGAAGGUAUUUUACUUCGUCAAGCCGACACCAGCCAAUCUUGCCGCAUAUGAAAUGUGGUCAGGCACGGAGCUACAAAGCACCACCUGGUUCGGCGACCUUGCAGACGAAGUCAUCAAGGUUGAGCUCGUUGCUGGCAAUACCAUGCUCAUCCCAUCGGGAUGGAUACAUGCAGUGGCUACACCUGCAGAUGCUCUGGUGUUCGGUGGCAAUUUUCUGCACUCUUAUAAUGCAUCGAUUCAAUUGAGAGUGCGAGCCAUCGAGAUCGCUACCCAUGUUCCGAAGAAAUUUCGUUUCCCACUCUUUACCAAGUUAUGUUGGUAUGCUGGCGAGAGAUACCUUCGAGACCUCAAAGCCAAAGAGGAGUUCCCUGAACGCGUCCUCACAUCUAUUCAAGCCCUCGCCGAUUUCCUCGUUUCCGAAGCACGCACUCUCGAACGUGGCGCAGACGCGUCUGCUAAACGUGAAGCCAAAGAAAACGUCCCGAGCGACAGGGUGAAAGACGCGCCCGCUCUCGCACGUGAACUCCGCUGGCGAGCACGAGCUGCAUCGGGAUAUAACAGUGACGACGAAGUAAACGAUAAGAGGAACAGCCAUCUGAAGACAAAUGGGUCUUCGGAUUCGAUACCUGGCGUCAUCGACGGGUACGGACAUAGCAGCAAACGUAAGAGGUCGGAAGACCCAACGGAGACACACUUCCGCAAUUUCCAGCCCAAGGCUUGGGAAGGGGUCACUGACAAAGGCGUGGAGAGCACGAAUUUGAAGCUGAAGGCCCGCUUACCUGGGCCUGUGGAUUCAGAACCGAAUGCGUGGACGGGCAAUUGGUUGGAGUGGCGUGAAGAGCUGGAGGAUGAGAACGAAGGGAUAGAGGUUGAAGUCAACAGGAAGAAGUAUGUGAGUACGAAGGUGCGGAGGACUGCGAAAGGAGUUGAGAGACAGCGGGUAGAGCGGUUGGUGGAGAAUUGGACGUGGACGCCGACACCACAGGCAGAUGGGGAUAUUGCAGUUGUUACAGGUGCAGAGCCAGUGAUGAAGGAUGAGGAGAUGGGAGAUCCAUGAUGACCGUUCGUUAGCGUACUUUAUCGGUUCUUACUUUGCAUUUUCUUGUUGUUGUUUAUUUUACGCUUUUCCUGAUUGUGGCCACUCGUUGUGGCCCCAGCGGGAAGUCAC
This is a messenger RNA of Stereum hirsutum FP-91666 SS1, 2148 nucleotides long. RefSeq names its product JmjC domain-containing histone demethylation protein 1. The record is from RefSeq and is a predicted model, not a curated record. The transcript has 8 exons. Bases 10 to 2037 code for a protein of 675 amino acids. Lineage: Eukaryota; Fungi; Basidiomycota; Agaricomycetes; Russulales; Stereaceae. Gene Ontology annotation, molecular function: transcription coregulator activity; histone demethylase activity. Gene Ontology annotation, biological process: protein demethylation; regulation of transcription by RNA polymerase II.